Diversispora eburnea is the source of this 253-nucleotide messenger RNA. The record is from the annotation of a GenBank genome assembly. Lineage: Eukaryota; Fungi; Glomeromycota; Glomeromycetes; Diversisporales; Diversisporaceae.
AUGGAUAAUAUAGAAGUGGGUAAUAAUAGAGAAGUGAAAAUAGGAGAGGUGGGUAAUAUAGAAGUGAGUAAUAAUAGAGAAGUGGAUAAUAUAGAAAUGGGAAAAGUGAAUAAUAAAAGUGAAAAAGUAAGUGAUAAUUUAAAAAUAGAAGAAGUAGAUAAUAUAGAAGUGGGUAAUAAUAGAGAAGUGGAAAUGGAAAAAGUGGAUAAUAUAGAAAUAGAAGAAGUGGGUAAUAUAGAAGUGAAAAAAGUAG